This is a messenger RNA of Myzus persicae (green peach aphid), 480 nucleotides long. RefSeq lists its product as uncharacterized. NCBI's taxonomy places the organism in Eukaryota, Metazoa, Arthropoda, Insecta, Hemiptera, Aphididae. The transcript is spliced from 2 exons. The record is from RefSeq and is a predicted model, not a curated record. The coding region runs from base 1 to 480 and encodes 159 amino acids.
AUGCCAGAACCAAGUAUUGAGCAGUGGCGUGGUGCAGCAGACAAGUUUUUUACAAAAACUCAAUUUCCCAACUGUGUGGGAGCGGUUGACGGAAAGCACAUACGAUGCGUCAUUCCUAAAAACUCGGGAUCGAUUUAUUUUAACUAUAAGACAUUUUUCUCAAUAGUUCUAAUGGAAGUAGUGGACACAGAAUACUACUUUAUAUCCAUUGAUGUAGGUGCAUACGGACGAAAAGGUGAUUCCACUGUCUUUAAGGAAUGUCCCCUCAGAAGACUUUUAUAUUCGGAACAACUAGGCUUACCGGCAACUGCUUGUUUGCCAAAUACCAGUGACAACCCUCAGCCAUACGUUAUAAUUGGAGAUGAAGCAUUUGGUUUUCAUAAAAAUUUAUUAAGGCCUUUUCCGGGACGUGGUAUUGACCGAAAGGUUGUCAAGAGCGAGAAGGUAUGUAGAGUGUUCUUUUGGCAUACUGGCAAAUAA